AUGUCCGGGAGCAAGGCAAGGCCCGGGACGGAAAAUUUUGGUAGUGGCCACCAGGAGGAGCUGGGCUUCUCGGUGGGCUUCUGCUCGGUCAACGCCGUUCCCCAUCUCUUCGUCUCCGAACCCGUCGAUGCGAGGGCGGCGCUCAGAGCCAGCGAGGCCCCGGCUGGCCCCCUCACCCACAAGAUCAGCAGCAGCAUCACGUACCACUACCACCCGGACCCCCACACGCCCCCUCCCCCGGGCCCCUCCCGAGCGGCGCCCGGCUCUUCCUGUGGCCGUGGGGCUGGCUGUACGGCCGGGACUGCUCCGCCUCCUGGAGCAGCCCUGGCUGCAGCGACGCCCCUGCUGGUGCAUGCCGUCUCCAUCGGCGGCUACACCUUCUCCACGAUGCUGAGCCACCUGGCCCAGGGUCCCGAGAGGUACGCCCGCAUCACGGAGCGGGUCCGAGGGCACGUCUACGACAGCAUGGUGGCCGGGAGCCUGGAGCACAUGGCCGCAGGCCUGGGUAAGACUCUGUUUCCCCGUCUGGAGUUCCUGGUGAGGAACGCCGCCCUGUUCUUCUUCUGGCUCUUCCGUCGCCACACGGCCGACUUCUACGACAGCGGCGUGCACGUGUUCCGCAACAACCCCGUGCGCGCGCCGGCGCUCUUCUUCUUCUGCGACAACGACGUCAUGUGCGACCCGGUCGCCAUGGAGACGGUGAUGGAGCUGUGGCGGGGGCGGGGCGUGGCGGUGGACCGCCGCCGCUGGCCCGUGUCCGUGCACGCCGCCCACCUGCGGUGCCACCGCGACGAGUACCUCGCCGCGCUCGAGGCCUUCCUGAGCUCGCUGCCGACGACGCCGCUGGCGGCGGCGGCGUCGGCAGCGAGCUCAGGAAGGCCUCGAGCGCUCACGGACGUUGUUUAGACACGAUCGACGCGCAAACACGGGGGAACGCCGGGAGUCAGAAGCUGUGAGGUCAGUCGAACGGGGGUCGGUUUAGCUCUGGAAGCAGGGGCGGGUUAACCGGAAGGUUGCUAGUUCGAUCCCCCCCCACGUACAUGUGUCGAGGUGUCGCCGAGCAAGUUCCCGAACCCGACUGUCUCCGGAUAGGCCGGCUGUCGCCUUGCACGGUUUGACUCCGCCGUCGGUGUGGGAACGUGUGCACUGAACCUUGUAAGUCGCUUUGGAUAAAAGCGUCUGCUAAAUGCCCUCAAUGAAGAACGGGAAGGUUUGGCACGCCGCCUCAAUCCAAACGGCGUCCGACUGCACUCCCAGCCUCCCAUACCGUCCGUUGUUCCGUGAACAACGGAACAAUGCAAACGACGAAGUCGUGCAAACGCAGACCUUUGGUUGUUAGGUUCUCUGUCCCUUGUUUGAGGCUUUCCAUUUCAUUUUAAGUUUUUAUCUGUUAUGCAAACCGAAACCACUGAAGUUUCAACGUUUUAUGUGUAUUGUAUUUAACAUAGAUAAUGUUAAUUUAAUAUUUAUAUACAAACCCAGGUAGUACAAUUUCCAUCAGUGGCCAGUGUUGCUUUAUGUUAUUUGACUUAUUAUUAAGAGCAUGACAAAGUGUCUUUUGAAUGGAACUUUUAAAUGUAUGUGUUUGCUAACAAUUUACAAUAAGAGUACAUUGAUAAACGUAGUCAGAAAGCUGUUGAGAACUCUCAGAGCAGGUUACCUUGAAUUGGGCAUGUGUCACUGUUUAUUUGUCAUGAUAUAGUUCUCUAUAUGCCUGCUUAGUUUGCACAGAGAAAGAUGCUGAGAAAUGCUGAGAAAUUGCCCACUUGUAUGAAAUUGUUUUAAUUCCUUGACAUAAUUGCACAUCCGCCAAUCAAUAUGUCAAUUCAUGCAAUGAGAGAUCACAAAUAAAAAAAUAUUUCUUGAA
Molecule: messenger RNA, 1867 nt
Organism: Gadus morhua (Atlantic cod)
Lineage: Eukaryota; Metazoa; Chordata; Actinopteri; Gadiformes; Gadidae
Exons: 4
Coding region: 1-906 (301 amino acids)
Molecular function (GO): serine hydrolase activity
Source: RefSeq, a predicted model, not a curated record